AUGCUCUCAUACGUUGUGUCGGCCUUCAUUCUCGCAGCAACAGCUUCCGCCGUGCCACAGUAUCCGCAACUUGGAUGUAGAGAACUCUCGAUACCCGUCACCGUUAGUGUUCCGCGUUUCAUUGUUAACACAACGGUCAACGACAACUGGGAUGCAAUUGCUUUAACCCUAGCCCUUACGAGGCGGGAUUUUAGCGAAAGCACAGAUCCGUUACCGAUUUCCGGGCAGACAUCUGAGCCCGUAGAAAGCAAAUUCAAGGUUGGGGCAACACUAUGCGGGAGAGGAGGUCCUACGUUGGUUCUGACUCACGGCAUUCUAGAGUCUAAGCUGUAUUGGCAGCCAACAUUCCAGGCAUCAGAGAAAUACAACUUCGUUAAGGCUGCCGUUGCUGCUGGAUAUUCCGUCCUCAAUUACGACCGUAUCGGUGUAGGGUCAUCCUCUAAGGUGGACGCACUUUCGGAUGCCCAAUUCCAAGUAGAAGCGGCUGUACUUGACUCACUGGUAGACUACGCGCGAUAUGCCACGAACGCCACGAAGGUAGCACUCGUAGGUCACAGCUACGGGGCGUAUCUGACAGUUGCAUCCGCGGCCAGCAAGAAGACCGCUGUUGACGCUAUCGUCCUUACCGGGUUCGCGGGUGGCUUUCAGUAUUUUGGCCCCUUUCUCGCCGGGUCUGGCUUCAGAGUCGCACGGAUUCAAGACCCCAUUCGCUGGGGCGCUUUGGACUCGGGAUAUCUCACAUCGGCAGACCUCUUUGCUGAGACGUAUUCGUACUUCGGAGAGGAAAAUGAUUACGAGCGACGGGUCGCCGAGUGGUCUUAUUUCAAGGGUAGUGAGCCAUUUGCCGUAGGCGAGUUACCAUCCCUUAUUGCGAGCAGUCCCCUAGACUUCGCAGGGGUCACGGCCGCUGUACUCGCUAUCCAAGGGCAAUUCGAUUUAUCAGGCUGUGGCGGUAACUGCAUCGGUCUCCUAGAUGGCCUUAAGGAUGACUUUGCUGGUGCUAAGGUCGUGAAGACCGUUGAUAAUCUACCCGCGGGACAUAACCUCAACCUACAUAAGGUCGCUCCACAAGCGUUUAAGGCGAUUUUCAGCUUCUUGAAAAGUCAAGGAGUGUAA
Messenger RNA from Daldinia childiae, 1116 nucleotides. RefSeq names its product putative alpha beta-hydrolase protein. The transcript has 4 exons. Bases 1 to 1116 code for a protein of 371 amino acids. Lineage: Eukaryota; Fungi; Ascomycota; Sordariomycetes; Xylariales; Hypoxylaceae. The record is from RefSeq and is a predicted model, not a curated record.